Messenger RNA from Girardinichthys multiradiatus, 7285 nucleotides. RefSeq names its product copine IVa (gene cpne4a). Gene Ontology annotation, biological process: cellular response to calcium ion. Bases 145 to 1863 code for a protein of 572 amino acids. NCBI's taxonomy places the organism in Eukaryota, Metazoa, Chordata, Actinopteri, Cyprinodontiformes, Goodeidae. The record is from RefSeq and is a predicted model, not a curated record. Gene Ontology annotation, molecular function: calcium-dependent phospholipid binding. The transcript is spliced from 17 exons. Gene Ontology annotation, cellular component: plasma membrane.
AGAAGGGGCUGCAGGCUGGAGAGGCUUUCCAGCAGCCACAGGAGGAGGAGGAGGAGGAGGAGGAUGAAGCCUCUGAGCUGAAGCUGGGAACUUUCGGAUGUUUUUGACGGGCUGAAGCUUUUUCCUCAUCUUUGAAGAUCUUUGAUGAUCCUGUUUGAGGACUUCGGGAGAUUCUUUCAGACUUCCUGUCCCGCCUCCACCAUGACUGACAUCUACGAGUCGGCGGCCAACUCUCUGGGUUUGUUCAGCAGCCCCUGCCUCACCAAAGUGGAGCUGCGACUCACCUGCAAGGGGAUCUCAGACCGAGACGCUCUGUCCAAACCCGACCCCUGCAUCAUCCUCAAGAUGCAGUCCCAUGGGCAGUGGAUGGAGGUGGACCGGACGGAGGUGAUCCGCAGCUGUGUCAACCCAACCUACUCCAAGGUUUUCACCUUGGACUUUUAUUUUGAAGAGAUGCAGCGUCUGCGCUUUGAGCUGUACGACAUCAACAGCAGCCACAACGGGCUGAAGGAGGCUGACUUCCUGGGGUCAGUGGAGUGCACGCUGGGACAGAUCAUCUCCCAGAGGAAACUGUCCAAAGCUCUGCUCAGACCAGGAGGAACCGUUGGGAAAGCCAUCAUCACGAUCACAGCAGAGGAGCUGACGGGGAACGAUGACUACAUCGAGCUCUCCUUCAGUGCCAGGAAGCUGGACGAUAAGGACUUUUUCAGUAAAUCGGACCCGUUUCUGGAGAUCUACAGAGUGAACGACGACGCCACCAUGCAGCUCGUCUACAGAACAGAGACGGUCAUGAAUAAUCUGAAUCCUGUGUGGAAAACCUUCAAAGUUUCUUUGAACUCGCUCUGCAGUGGAGACCAUGAACGGAAGCUGCAGUGCACCGUGUGGGACUGGGACUCCAACGGGAAACACGAUUACAUCGGGGAGUUCGAGGCCUCGUUCAAAGAGAUGAGAGGAGCCAUCGAUGGACGACAGGUGCAGUGGCCUUGCAUCAAUCCCAAAUACAAAGUCAAGAAGAAGAACUACAAGAACUCUGGGAUUGUUAUUCUGAACCAGUGCAAGAUCAUCAAGAUGCACUCCUUCCUGGAUUACAUCAUGGGAGGCUGUCAGAUACAGUUCACUGUCGCCAUCGACUUUACGGCAUCUAACGGCGACCCCCGGAACAGCUGCUCUCUGCAUUACAUCCACCCGUACCAGCCCAAUGAGUACCUGAAGGCCCUGGUGGCUGUGGGAGAGAUCUGCCAGGACUACGACAGUGAUAAAAUGUUGCCAGCAUUUGGGUUUGGAGCACGAAUCCCUCCUGACUACAAGGUCUCCCACGACUUCGCUGUGAAUUUUAACGAGGACAACCCGGAGUGUGCAGGUAUUCAGGGUGUGGUCGAGGCGUAUCAGGCCUGCCUACCCAAGCUGCAACUCUAUGGUCCCACCAACAUCGCCCCCAUCAUCCAGAAGGUUGCCAAGUCUGCCUCACAGGAGGUCCACACCAAAGAGGCCAUGCAAUACUUCAUUCUGUUGAUCCUGACCGACGGCGUUAUCACCGACAUGGCCGACACCAGGGAGGCCAUCGUCCAGGCCUCCCAUCUACCCAUGUCCAUCAUCAUCGUUGGGAUUGGGAACGCCGACUUCGGUGACAUGCAGAUGCUGGAUGGUGAUGACGGGAUCUUGCAGUCGCCCAAAGGAGAGCCCGUCCUCCGGGACAUUGUCCAGUUUGUUCCCUUUUGCAACUUCAAACAUGCCUCUCCAGCUGCUCUGGCAAAGAGCGUCCUAGCAGAAGUGCCCAACCAGGUGGUUGAUUACUACAACAGCAAGGGCAUCAAGCCCAAAGUGCCCAGUGAAUACCAGUCUUCCAGGCCGUUCGGCCCCUGAACUUCAUCACCACAGCUGCCCAUGUGCAGACCAACCUCUUCUGAACUUCACAAAAUGUUUACUGUCUUAUCGUCUUUGUUAAAGCGGAUGCUAAAGGUGAUACACACAGCGUUUAACCAUGAAACAUUGGGUCUUAGCAACCAUCUACGGUCUCUGUUGAAACAGUUGGCCUUUACAGUUUGAUUCGGUUCUGAGGGACCAAGACUCUGGGUCUACAUUCUAACAGAAGGAACCCAGAAGAAUGCUCUUUGUUCCUAAUUUUAAUGCUGCUAGUUUAGUAUCUGAGCUUUCAUAAAGCCAUCAGCACACACAGCUGCUGCACUUCAGAUAACAUUUGGGACAAGAAAGAAUCCCCAACCUCAUCCCUGAUUGAGCUACACUGAGCUUCUACCUGACUGAAGGUGGAGAUUAUUUUCAGACCUUGUUAUUUUAACAUUAUCAUCAUUAGAGAGCUGCUGUUUUCUGAUCCUGUUAAAUCAUGGAGGACCAUUCUGCUGUUUACUGGAUGCUGAACACUGAAAGACCUCUAGAUCCAUUUGGGCCACCUUGGAUCAGGCCUCUCAAAGUGAUCCAACCAUCUAAGGAGUAGUUAACAUUUGCACUGAUUGCUUGUUUGUUGAGAAGAAACUACAACAUGAAGGACGUUUUCAGACAUUCCAGAGAUAUUUCAGGUUGAACUAAGAAAAGGAAGGUUUUAAGAUGGUUCUGACCACAGACAUCACUUUCAGGUUAUGGUACCUUUGGCUUUGGGCAUCUGCAGUAUUACUUAUAUUUUCUGCAGAAAUUAAUGACAUAGAAACUAGAUAGAGAUAUGAACAUAAAAACCAUGAUUUCUGAUUGGACCUGACAGUCCAUGGUCUUUUUAAGGUGGUAUUAGUCAUGUUUAGCAUUCGGCAUUCAGAGGUCUCCAGUUAACUGAAGCUUCUGUGAAGGAAGCUGGUGGGAGGAGCUGUGAUAGGGCAGCGGUAUCAGACAGAACAUGUUGGUUACGUGUCUUGCUAACCGAACAUGAUGUUUCUUACCUGCAGACCUUACUUGCAGGCUGAUGAUUGCUUUACACACACAAUGAUAGUGGUGUCAUGUAUAAAAUGAUGGAUUUGGCCAGAAUCACAACUGGGCUUUGGGAUCUCUGGAUUUGUAAGGACAUUUAGAGAACAUCUGUGCAGGAUCUUUGGAUAAUGGAGCUAUUUCUGAAGCAAGGAGGCCUUGACACCUUCCACUUCGUAUGACCCAGCUAGACAUACUGUUUGUACUGAAGGAGAGAGGAUUUAUUGACCACAGAGUGUCAGACUGCUAUGACUGCUGGCAUCAUGUCUACAGUCACUAUGUUAGCACUAAAACUGUGCAUCUGUCCUGUUACAGGUGAAAAAUAACCUCUGUGUCAUCUUCGCUGCACCUGUAGCACCACAGAUUUGUUCUUGCAGGCUUCACCUCAAAGAAAGUUUUGCAGUUACCAGAUUCUGUUUUCACGUUACUACGAUCCUGGGCUGGAAACUGGAACAGCCUGAGCUGGGCUGCUUCCUUUAGGGAUUCACACAGCAGAUCAUGUGCCUCCAUCUCACCCACUCACUCGGUCCAUCAGAUUCUCCUUCAUGGUAGCUCCACAUUCAGCAUAUCCACUAUUCCUCCUCUUCACACCUUCUUUUAGCAUGUUAACCUGGCAGAUGUCCUCCUGCAUCUACAUCUGUUCCACAUCAAUAGAUCACUGCCUGUUGUAGAUAGUUGAACCCACGUACUCAAACUCCUUCACCUUCAUGACUCAAAAAGAGAAGGACAGAGCAGAUGCCUGAUGUAUCCCACCCUGAACCUCUUUGGCACUCUCACUACCUCACACCUCACCAUGAUGUCACUGCCCUUGAACAUGUAAUGCACCAACCUCCCACACUUCUCUGCCUCUACUUCACUUCCGCUCUUUGUAUCUUCUCCUCUGUUCUCUGUAGAUUCACAAAGUCAGUGCGACCUUGUUUAGGGUUCUUCAGAACUCUCAAAGCAACAUUACAUCUGUUGAACUUUUCUUGGGAACUUGCCUUUAGUUUUCUAAGCAUAACCUUGUAGUUUGCACAUUGUAGCUGAAGUAGCUCAGUGUGACUUUACUGAAAAACUUGAAUCUGGUGAAACUGUUCUGGAAGUUCUCACCAGUUUUAACCCCCUGGAGAUUCUGCAAAUCAGUCACCAGGUUCUAUGGGCUCCAUAAGGCCCGCUAACAUGGUGACUGAUGGGGCUCCAGUUUUGCCACUUGGUUCUCAAUUUGGUGUGUAAAAUGCUGGGAAGUAGUUCUUUUUCUAACAAAUGGACCAAACCAGUCCAAGUAUCCCAGUGCUUUUAGGGUUAUCCUUCUGUAGCAGGAACAUUUAGAGGAACCAAUUUCACAAUGUUCUAAAGACGGUUAGUCCACAAAGAAGAAUCCUGUCAUGACUUUCUGCUCCACAAGCUUUGGAUUGGGUAAAUAUUUGCUAACUGUAGCACCUUUAGCAUCCGCUAUGCAAGCAGCACCAACGGUGGCUGAGCAGAUCAUCUUCAGGAGUGUUUUUAGGAGAUGUGAAAAGUACACAAACACAACCGUGACCAAUCCAAAAGCUGCUUUCCUGCAGACAGCAUGCCGUGCAGAGAAACAGUGGAUGAAGGAAUGUAUGAACUCCCCCUUCCAACUCUCCCUGGUGUUUUUCUAAGAGUAUAUUGAGGUUUUGCUAAAUUUCGCAAAGUUCGUAUAUCGCAAAGCAUUUUGGAUUUGUGUCAGAUGAAAAAGUGAGCUGCCUUCAGAGAUGUUUGCAUCCUCUACGGUUUUUCCUUUUUUAAAACACUGAGGCAGAUGCAUGAUGUGUUGUUUUGCAUGCAAAUCUCCAUGCAGGACCUCCUGGUGCCUGUGGUUUCUGGUAGUUUUCUUGGUAGUGAGUAAUAUGAGGUAAUAAUAAUGUUUACAGUGGUGAGGCUGCUCUACUCUCCAGCAUGUUCAUAUAUAAAUGAAAUGAUGUGAGUAGAUUUAAAAGCACAAACUGAGUAUCUUUUGAGAAAUCUUUAGAUUAUGGUGAUUUUGACCCCACUGCGCCGUUGACACCUGUCCUUCCUGAUGUCUUCGUUUACAGCAAGUCCAGCUUUGGACAGUUUUAGCAUACAAAUUUGUGCUUAAAAACCUUUCUGUUGUGACAUUGUUCUACAUUUUUUAUUAACAAAUGUCUUUGUGACAAACUGCUCAGUUACAAAGGCCACGAUCAACCAUCAUUAGUCCAUCAACUCAUAAACUUUGGAUUUUAGUCACAUUUAUCCGCCUGCUCUGGUGGGAUGUUCAGAUGUCUCCAGGAGGGAUGGGAGUAGAUUAAUCAGCCAACUGGAACACACUAUGCUCCAACCCUCCUGAUUCAAAGGAAUAAAUGACAGAUAUUAUUCAAGCCCUGCAGAGGUUGAAUCAUUUUCUAUGAACUUGUUGGAGCAGAGAAACAUCUGCAGCCUUCAGGUCAGAGACUGCUUUACAGGGAGGACAUCACACUGAACAACCAGAGUUCCUGCCCUCGGUGGUGGACUGCAGUUGUUCUUACUUAAAGUCUACAGAGGUCACAGAAACACGACCUCUCUUCUUAUAGGUUCUAAGCCAAACUUGGACAGGAAGUAAUGAUAUCCUUCAUUUUGCCACAGCUACCACAUCAUCUUCCUCUGACUGACAGUCUAUUAAAAGUAUUCACCCCCUGGAUGUUUUCCUCUUUGUUGAUAUGAGAAAUGACAUGAUGGUCAGCAUAAUUUGGCUUUUUGUACAGAAAAAGCUUAAUUCAUUUCAAAGAAAAAUAGCUUAGAGUUGGUGUUUGUCAGGUGACUGUAGUAUAAAACACUUGCAUAGAGUCUGGGAGGUCCAAUCUGAGGUUCAUCAACAUUCCUUUACUGAUCAUCUUGUGGAGGUGAAUUAAAUUCAUCAGUGGACCACAGAAGAAUCUGUCCAAAUCUGCCUGGAGCUGGCUGUCUUCAAACUGAGUGACUGGAAGGAGAUGAAAUAUGGUGAAGAAAGCCACCAGGACCCUAUGACCACACUGAAGAAGUUAGUGACUCAGAUGGGAGAAACUGUACAUACUGAACUGUUGCCUGGGUUAUUCAGCUGUAUGAAGGCUAAUUUCUCACCUGGAAUUCAUCUGUAGGAAACUCCAAGUUCCGUUGGAAGAAAAUUCUUUGAGACCAAAGUUGAACUUUUUGGCCACCAGAAACACACCAUCUCUCCACUGUGAGGCAUGGUGGUGGCAGAGUCAUGCUCUGGGAAUGCUUCUCAGCAGCAGGCCCUGGCAAAAGCCAGGCAAGUAUCAAUCAAAUUCUGGAGGAUAAUCUGAGCCCGAGUUACUCAGAGAACUUUUACUUGGGAUACGAUUUAUUUUCCAGCAUAAACUGCUCAGAAACAGUUAAAAGAGAAGAUUUUUUGGAGUGGCCAAGUCAAAGCCCAGAUCUCAAUCUGAUCGAGAAUUUGUGGCUGAAUAUAAGAGCUUUUCAGACCUGAUCCUUGAGCAACCUGACAGAGCUGGAGCUGUUUCAGAAGGAAAGCUUGUAGAAGUCUUUAAUUUUUUAUCAGAGGUUCUCUUCAACCGUGAGUGACAGAAUCUAAACAAAAAUCCAGAAAAAUCACAUUGUGUGAUUUUUAAGUAAUUAAUUAGCAUUUUAUUGCAUGACAUCAGUAUCUGAUCACCUAACAACCAGUAAGAAUCCCAGCUCUCUCAGGCCUGUUGGUUCUUCUUUAAGAAGCCUUCCUGUUCUCCAUUCAUUACCUGGAUUAACUGUCAUAUAGUUAAUUUCCUGACCCACAUGCAGAACUACUCAGACUAGGAGACAAAGAAAGUUUUAUCAAGGUUUAAUUUCCUUUGAACUCAUGUUCGGGACGCAGGAACUAACGGCGGGGACUGGCAACUUCUGCAGAGGAGAGGCUCAGUUUGACGAAAGAUGCAGAGAGGAGAAGAAGGUGCUUACGUUUCAGGGUGUGGGGAAUAGUUCUGAGGGGGUUUUACUGUUCCGGUGUUUUCCAGGUGGUGAUCGGUUCCUUAAGAUCCGUGGGAACUCUGCUGGUACGUGGGAGAGCGGGCAGGCAGUUGUUGUUCAGAGAGGGCUUGGUUCUGCGGGUAACGACUUAAGGACGUUUUUUCCAGAAGCGAGGCGAUCUUUGGAGAGCUGCAGGUUAAUCCAGAUAUCAUAUCGGCUCGGGAACCUGGGAGUGACAGCAACAGAAACAGGCUUAGGCUGGUUAACUUGAAGUUUAGCAAAGUUAGGGUCAUAAACAUCGACUAGGAGCUCAGAGGGCUUGAGGUUACCAACUACGUGGACCAUCAGGCACGGAAUGUUUGUCCAGCAGCUCCUUUUAAACGGUGCAGCCUAAGAUUGCUUGCAGGUGCGCAGCGAUCAGCUGUGAGCCACGCCGACAGCAGAGCUCCUAAUGAAUGGCAGGGAGGCUCCUACCACA